This is a messenger RNA of Carlito syrichta (Philippine tarsier), 114 nucleotides long. RefSeq names its product dolichyl-diphosphooligosaccharide--protein glycosyltransferase subunit 4-like. Gene Ontology annotation, cellular component: oligosaccharyltransferase complex. The record is from RefSeq and is a predicted model, not a curated record. The transcript has a single exon. Bases 1 to 114 code for a protein of 37 amino acids. Lineage: Eukaryota; Metazoa; Chordata; Mammalia; Primates; Tarsiidae.
AUGAUCACUGAUGUGCAGCUCGCCAUUUCCACCAACAUGCUGGGCAUGUCGCUCUUCCUGCUCGUCGUCCUCUACCGUUAUGUGGCCAUCAACAACCCCAAGAAGCGGGAGUGA